Meloidogyne enterolobii is the source of this 675-nucleotide messenger RNA. Lineage: Eukaryota; Metazoa; Nematoda; Chromadorea; Rhabditida; Meloidogynidae. The record is from the annotation of a GenBank genome assembly.
AUGCCGGAACUGAACGGAUUUUAUCAAUGUAAAGGAACUAUAUCUGAAAGAGAUGAUGGACGGAUUGCUUUUGCUGUUGAAUCAAUCAAGAAACUCGAACGUGGAUGUAAAGAAUUGGUAGAAAAUAUUCCUCAACAGGAUUACCAGACAGCACACAAACUUAUUUGUGGAUCAUCUGACGUUUCUUCUCUCUUUUCUUCUUCAUUUUUUGGCAAAAGUCUUAUCAAUCUUUCUGGGAAUCCUUCUAACUCAGAAAGCGUAAAGGAUGAAAAUGGUUGCGAUCUAAAUCAAACGGCUGAAACAAUUACUGAAGAAACUGACUUAAACAAAACAUUGAAAGAAGAGGAUUAUUCUGAUACUAAAGAAAAUGUUGAAAACAACGAAAAUGUGCCAGCAAUAGUGAUUUCACUUGAUAAAUGCAAAAAUAUUGCAAAUUUGUUUGUUCUUGGACAGAAAGGCCCUUUGAUUAAAAUUGCUAUAAAAUCUUUGGAAGCCCCAGUUCAAUUAGGCCAGUGGUAUUCAAUUAAAUUAUGUGAGUUGAAGAAAACUAAAGAUUCUUCAAUUUGUUAUAAUAAUUUUGCAAAAUUGUUGGGAAAACAGCCGCCUUUAAAAACUAAAAUUUCUUCGAGUGGAACUGUUCAGGUUUUUGAUUUAAAAAUUACUAAAGAAAUUUGA